AGUAUUUUGUACAAUUUGAGGUAUUUUUGUUAAACACAAGAGACCAAAUUUUUGUGAGUGUUAAUGCGACGCAAGCCAACUUGUUUUCAAAAUAUUGCUCAAAUUCUAUGAAUACGAGUGUUAGAAUUUGAUUAAAUAUGCUAAUUAUAUAGCUCAGUAAAAAUAGAAAUUAUAAACUGGUCGCAAUCAAAUGCAAACGGUAGUAUAAAAGCGCUAUGCCAACUGCCAGACUGCAUUCCAAGUUCCCAAAAUGAAGAUCUUCGCUCUCUGUGCCUUCGUGCUCCUCAUCCUGGCUGCCGUCCAGGCCAAUAGUUCUCCGGAGACAAGUGCCAUUUCUGGAAAGGACCUUAAGAAAACUGCUGGAUAAUCUAUAUUGGACCAUUUAACCAGACGAAAGCUUCUCGAGUACUGGAAUACAAUCGAUGUUGAAUAAAAACUCUGUUUAGACAAAGCA
This is a messenger RNA of Drosophila yakuba, 454 nucleotides long. RefSeq lists its product as uncharacterized. The transcript has a single exon. Bases 251 to 367 code for a protein of 38 amino acids. Lineage: Eukaryota; Metazoa; Arthropoda; Insecta; Diptera; Drosophilidae. The record is from RefSeq and is a predicted model, not a curated record.